UUCCAGCUCCUCGGUUUGAUGACGCUGCUCUCCACAGACUGUACUGUUCGUGGUUUUGGAGAUUUAAAGUUUAAGGUCCGGUCUCAGCUCCACAGGAGGCCCGUCCUCCACAAACCUUCCUCACAUUUUUCUCUGUGAAGAGGACCCCGAGUGCAGACAUCAUGGUUUUGGCAGAUUUAGGACGAAAAAUCACCUCGGCUCUGAGGUCGCUCAGCAACGCCACCAUCAUCAAUGAAGAGGUGUUGAAUGCGAUGCUGAAGGAGGUGUGCGCUGCCCUGCUGGAGGCUGACGUGAACAUCAAACUAGUCAAACAGCUGCGAGAGAACGUUAAGUCGGCUAUAGACCUGGAGGAGAUGGCAUCUGGUCUGAACAAACGGAGGAUGAUCCAACACGCUGUUUUCAAGGAGCUCGUCAAGUUGGUGGACCCUGGAGUGAAAGCCUGGACUCCGACCAAAGGAAAGAACAACGUGAUCAUGUUUGUGGGUCUACAGGGCAGCGGCAAAACCACCACCUGUUCCAAGUUGGCGUAUUAUUACCAGAGAAAAGGCUGGAAGACCUGUCUGAUCUGUGCAGACACCUUCAGAGCAGGAGCGUUCGAUCAGCUCAAACAGAACGCCACCAAAGCCCGGAUCCCCUUCUACGGCAGUUACACAGAGAUGGACCCUGUAGUGAUCGCAGCAGAGGGAGUGGAGAAGUUUAAAUCAGAAAACUUUGAGAUCAUCAUCGUGGACACGAGUGGACGCCACAAACAGGAGGACUCUCUGUUUGAGGAGAUGCUGCAGGUCUCCAACGCCGUGCAACCGGACAACAUCGUGUACGUGAUGGACGCCUCCAUCGGUCAGGCCUGUGAGGCUCAGGCCAAAGCCUUUAAGGACAAAGUGGACGUUGCAUCGGUCAUCGUCACCAAGCUGGAUGGGCACGCCAAAGGGGGUGGAGCUCUCAGCGCUGUGGCAGCCACUCGGUCUCCCAUUAUCUUCAUCGGUACUGGAGAACACAUCGACGACUUUGAGCCCUUCAAAACUCAGCCAUUCAUCAGCAAACUCCUGGGGAUGGGAGACAUCGAAGGGCUGAUUGACCGAGUCAACGAACUCAAACUGGACGACAACGAAGAACUCAUCGACAAACUCAAACACGGUCAGUUCACGCUCAGAGACAUGUAUGAACAGUUCCAGAACAUCAUGAAGAUGGGCCCCUUUGGACAGAUCAUGGGGAUGAUUCCAGGUUUUGGGACAGAUUUUAUGUCCAAAGGAAAUGAACAGGAGUCCAUGGCUCGCCUCAAGAAGCUCAUGACCAUCAUGGACAGUAUGAAUGACCAGGAGCUGGACAGUAAAGAUGGGGCUAAACUCUUCAGUAAACAGCCAAACAGAAUCCAGAGAGUGGCCCGAGGAUCUGGAGUGGCGACCAGAGACGUCCAAGAGCUCCUCACACAAUACACCAAGUUUGCCCAGAUGGUUAAGAAGAUGGGCGGCAUCAAGGGGCUAUUUAAAGGAGGAGACAUGUCGAAGAACGUGAACCCGUCUCAGAUGGCCAAACUCAACCAGCAGAUGGCCAAGAUGAUGGACCCCAGAGUGCUGCACCACAUGGGAGGAAUGGCCGGACUACAGUCCAUGAUGCGGCAGUUCCAGCAGGGCGCAGCGGGGAACAUGAAAGGCAUGAUGGGAUUCAACAACAUGUGACAUGCACAAAUACGGACUUCCUCUCAUGCUCAAAUAAAGACUAUACAGCCCGCCCACUCCCAGACAGGGGGCAGGGCCAGUAAACACUUUUAAAAACACUCUGGCAGCGUCGGACAGUUCGCUUUUUUAAUGAAGACGUUUGUUUAUUUAAUUGUGCUGCUUUGUUACACGGAGUGCUCUGAUUGGUCGACAGAGAAAAGAAAGGGUUCUGAUUGGUCAACAGAGAAAUGAAAAGGCUGAUUGGUUGACAGAUGAGGCUUGUUUGAACAGAGUGCUCUGAUUAGUCGAUGGUUAUUCACGAUCACAUAAAAUGGGGAUGUUAUUUGUGACAAUAUUUUGUCAAAAUAAACAUUUAUAUUCCAUCGUUUCACGUCAGUCUGUCAUUUUCACAAAAUCAUAAAAAUAUGAGAAAAAUCCAAAAACUGAAGUCUGAAAAAUACCCUUUUGGUUGAUUCUGGUGCAUUUGCACUACAGUAAUAUUAAAACACUGUACAUCCUCUGGUGUUAAAUGUUGUACUUUUAAUAUCAUUUAAACUGUAUUUUCGUCUGAAUGUGUCCUGCAGUUUAACUUUGGCUCAAGUGACCAUUUUGAUCUCACAGGGUUUUUCACUUGCUUAAAUAAAUGUACACCGUCCCUGUCGUCUGAAUAAAUUAAAAAAAAGUUGU
This is a messenger RNA of Periophthalmus magnuspinnatus, 2342 nucleotides long. It is a transcript of the gene srp54, whose product is annotated as signal recognition particle 54. Lineage: Eukaryota; Metazoa; Chordata; Actinopteri; Gobiiformes; Gobiidae. Bases 162 to 1676 code for a protein of 504 amino acids. The record is from RefSeq and is a predicted model, not a curated record. Gene Ontology annotation, cellular component: cytosol; signal recognition particle, endoplasmic reticulum targeting. The transcript is spliced from 17 exons. Gene Ontology annotation, molecular function: ATP hydrolysis activity; 7S RNA binding; endoplasmic reticulum signal sequence receptor activity. Gene Ontology annotation, biological process: SRP-dependent cotranslational protein targeting to membrane; SRP-dependent cotranslational protein targeting to membrane, translocation.